AUGGAUAAAUUUGUCACCAAAGUUAAGCGUACAAUAGUGGAUUCAUCUUCACCCAUGACAUCAAAGAAAGAUCGUGCAGAGAUCGAUUAUGAAAAUCUUCUUGCAGACCUGGGGUUACGAUGUUCAAUAUGGGAUUAUGGCCCUCAUGAUAUAGAUCGCGUUAGGCGUUCAUACUUACAGAAGGGUCCUUGUCAACCUAUUUGCCAUGAAUUUCCACAAACCCUUAUGGUGGAUGAAUUAAGAAGGUUCAAUAAAGAUUGGUUUGAUCAAUACUCUGAUUGGUUGGAGUAUAGUGUAGCAAAGGAUGUAGCAUAUUGCCUCUAUUGUUAUCUUUUCAAACCCAAAAGCAAUCAAGGUGGUGGAGAUGUAUUUGUCGGUGUUGGGUUUAGCUCUUGGAGGAAGAAAGAGAAGUUUGACCAACAUGUUGGGAAACAUAAUAGUGCUCAUAAUCAAGCAAGAAGAAAGUGUCAGGAUCUCAUGAGUCAGAGACUUACUGUAAGUAUUUCUACUUUGUUCACUAGUAACACAAAUAAAUGCAGAAUUGACUAUCGAACUCGCUUGAGUGUGGCUACUAAUUGUAAAAUCAAUAGUUCCUCUUUUGAAAAUGCUUCUAAAAACUCUCAGUUGGUUUCAUCUGAUAUUCAGAAGGAUCUUUGUAUUGCUGCUGCUAUUGAGGUCACCAAUGCCAUUAUCAAGGAUAUUGGAGAAUCACCAAUUACUCUUUUGGUUGAUGAAUCUCGAGACAUAUCAACCAAGGAACAAAUGGCAAUUGCUUUGAGGUAUGUUAACAAAAAAGAAAUGAUAGUAGAGCGUUGCAUUGGUAUUGAGCAUGUUGCUAACACCACGACUAUCUCACUCAAGGCUUCUAUUCAAAAAUUAUUCUCUCAACACAAGUUAAGCUUAUCAAGCUUGAUUGGUCAAGGGUAUGAUGGAGCGAGUAACAUGCAAGGUGAAUUUCGUGGUUUGAAAGCACUUAUAUUAAAUGAGAAUCCUUGUGCUUUUUAUAUUCAUUGCUUCGCUCAUCAACUUCAAUUGACUCUUGUUGCCAUGUCAAAAAAUCAUGCUCAAGUGGAGUUUCUUUUUGAAAUAACUUCAAAAAUCAUGAAUAUUGUUGGAGCAUCUUGCAAAAGAAAAGACAUUCUCUUAGCUAAGCAGAAUGACAGAGUACUUGAAGCAUUAAAGAAAGGAGAGAUUCUUAGUGGAAGAGACUUGAAUCAAGAAAUUAAUUUGCAGCGACCGGGUGACUCGUUGGGGCUCACAUUAUGGUACAUUAAUUAG
Tripterygium wilfordii is the source of this 1278-nucleotide messenger RNA. RefSeq names its product zinc finger MYM-type protein 1-like. The coding region runs from base 1 to 1278 and encodes 425 amino acids. NCBI's taxonomy places the organism in Eukaryota, Viridiplantae, Streptophyta, Magnoliopsida, Celastrales, Celastraceae. The transcript is spliced from 2 exons. The record is from RefSeq and is a predicted model, not a curated record.